Molecule: messenger RNA, 1068 nt
Organism: Plasmodium yoelii
Lineage: Eukaryota; Apicomplexa; Aconoidasida; Haemosporida; Plasmodiidae
Product: PIR protein
Exons: 3
Coding region: 1-1068 (355 amino acids)
Source: RefSeq, a predicted model, not a curated record
AUGAAUAAGGAAGUGUGUAUAAGGUUCAAGAAUGUAAGGGAAUGGAUUCCCGAUGAAUUGGACAGUAGUGGAAAUUAUCAAUUUAAAGAUUAUAAAUUUUUAAAUAAUGAUUGUAAUCAUAAUAAUUUUUUAAAUAAUUAUUCUUGUAAUAAUUUUCAAAGUGAUUUGGGUAGAAUAAGUGCUGGAUGUUUAUAUUUGUUGGAUCAAUUAUAUAAGGAUUGUGGUGUGACUCCCUCUCCUGCAAGAAAUAACAUCAAUAUUGUUGAUUACAUUUUGAUAUGGUUAAGUUACAUGUUAAACCUGGGCGAAACUAAAAAAAACAAGAAUAUAAAUGAUUUUUAUAGUACAUAUAUAAAUAGUUGUGAUAAGUAUAAGAUGCAAAUAAGUGAAUUAACUGAUUAUGAUAAUUAUAAGGGUCUUAUAAAUGCAAGAAAUUAUUUGUUGCAUAUGAAUAGUGAUAUUGUAUCUAAAUUUUAUAAAGCAUUUAAAUCAUUAUGUGAAAUGUAUAAUGAACUUGAUGAUGAAAAUAAUGAUUGCGAGAAAUAUUCGGAAGAUAAUAAUGAAUUUUUAAAUAAAUAUUAUGAACUUAACAAUGAUUCUUAUAUUAAUAAUAAAGAUUCAUACCGUCAACUAUCGUCUACUUUAUUAGCUGAUUAUUAUAAUUUUAAAAAGGAAUGUAAAAGUGCUCAAGAAAGAAAACAUAAAGACACUACAGAAACAAUUAAACAAACAUAUCCUGCAGGUGCUGAACUAGCUAAAGAAUAUGGACUAGCUGAAGGAUAUGGACUAGCUGAAGGAUAUGGACUAGCUGAAGGAUAUGGACUAGCUGAAGGAUAUGGACUAGCUGAAGGAUAUGAACUACCUGAAGGAAAUGAACUAACUGAACAAUCUGGAGAAACUGGACAUAUUUCUGAAGUUACAUCAAAUUCGUCGAUAGUAAGCAAAUUAAUUCCAGUUGUGUCGAUAUUUGCUGCAAUAUCAAUUUUUUUAGGAAUUUCUUAUAAGUAUUCAUUAUUUGGAUUUCGGAAAAGAGUUCAAAAACAUUUAAGAAAAAUGCUAAAAAAAUAA